Cololabis saira (Pacific saury) is the source of this 1109-nucleotide messenger RNA. RefSeq lists its product as uncharacterized. Bases 177 to 1049 code for a protein of 290 amino acids. The record is from RefSeq and is a predicted model, not a curated record. NCBI's taxonomy places the organism in Eukaryota, Metazoa, Chordata, Actinopteri, Beloniformes, Belonidae. The transcript has a single exon.
GCUCAGAUCUCUCCCGACUUUUUAUCUAAAACUUAGACUGUUUUCUGGUAAAAUAGCACUAUAUCUGGUACAUUACUGUCUUUAUUUCAACACUCGCUCAUUUUCUCUUCCGUAACUUUCACUGUCACCAAUCACCGAUACAUUUUCUGUCCGUUAGCCUCCGUUAGCAUCUUAGCAUGGCCGCUCCGGCUCCCACCGCUUCACCUCUUUCCUGCUCAGUGUGUGAAAUGUUUAGUUAUUCCUCUGCCUCCUUUAGUGAAGACGGUAAGUGCUUAAAGUGUAGCUUAUUUGCAGGGCUGGAGGCGAGGCUCAGUCAGUUAGAGGUCCGGUUUGGCCAACUAAACCAUAGUCCGAGAGCCUCCUCAGCUAACCAGGCUAAGCUAGCGGCGGACCGGCCCGUAGCAGCUGAGCGUAACCGCUCCCCUGCAGCUCCCGAGCAGCCGACCAGGCAGGGCAGCUGGGUGACGGUUCGGAGGAAGACUAGUCUUAAAGGGCUCACGGAACACCACCCGCUUCAUGUGUCUAACCGUUUUUCCCCACUCAGCGACACAUCUGUUGAGAAACAGACCCUGGUGAUUGGAGACUCUAUUGUGAGACAUGUGAAGCCGACUCCAGAGACAUUAGUUAGGUGUAUCCCGGGGGCCAGAGCGGGCGACAUAGAAGCAAAUUUGAAGCUACUGGCAAAGGGUAAUCGUAAAUAUGGUAAAGUUAUCAUCAAUGUCGGAGCUAAUGACUCCCGUCUUCGCCAGUCGGAAGUAACCAGAAUGAAUAUUGUCUCGGUGUGUAACUUCGCCAAGACCAUGUCGGACUCUGUAGGUUUUUCUGGCCCCCUCCCCAAUCUGACCAGCGAUGACAUGUUUAGUCGCAUGCUCUCGCUCCGCCGCUGGUUGUCUCAGUGGUGUUCAGAAAACGACGUGGACUUUAUUGACAACUGGGAGACAUUCUGGGGAAAGCCCGGUCUGAUUAGAAGGGACGGCAUUCAUCCCACCCGGGAUGGUGCAGCUCUUAUGUCUAGAAAUCUGGCCAAUGUUAUUAGACACUCCCCCUGACAAUGCAGGGUCCAGGCCAGGAUGCAGAGCUGUAGUUUAACAGGGCUGGAGGCGAGGCUU